ACGGGUACCUAUAGGAAAGUCUGUUCAUUACACGGCCAAGGACCGCGGCCGCUGUAGAAAUGUAUAGCUACGCAAACAGACGAAAACUAAAAUAUUCAUAACACACGCUUUAUUUUGACGCCACAAUGUCGCUCCGACCGCAUGUGGAGGACGCCCCGGAGGAGAGUAGCGCCUUCUUCAUCGGCGCCGACUGGGAGAACGUCUGUGAAGAGAAGGACGAGGACCACCAUCAACUUAUACUACAGAAAGCCAACGCGUUAGCAUCUAAAAACUGCCUCAAAGAAGCCAUUGACUGGUUCUCGGUGGCUAUGCGGUAUUCUCCCGUGCGGCCGGAACAACUUAGCACUUUUGUGGAUUGUAUCCUUCGCAACUUUAAGAGGAAAGCUGCCGGGCCCGGGGAGGUGUCGGGCCGGAGCCGGGAGGCGGAGGACAGCUCCGGGGACGACGUGUUUGACUGCCCCAACUGUCAUAGCUUUCUGGGUGAACCUGUCACCGUGGCUUGCGGACAUUCGUACUGUAAAAGGUGUCACCAACGGCGGCUGUUCUCCAAGUGCAGGCUGUGCAGUGAACCCAUGAGGGGCGAGGAGAAGCCGAAUGUGAUUCUGUGCGGACUUUUAGACAAAUGGUUCCCGGACGAGCUGAAAAAGUCGAAAACAUUAAGUGAGGUGGACUCGCUGUGUAGGAGAAAACACUACCGGGAAGCCGUGUCACUAGCGAGCGAUGUUAUUCAGUCAGAUCCAGAUAGGACAGUGGUGGCGCGACUGUCUCGAGCAGAGGCCUACAUGGCUCUGAAACAGUAUCGUCUGGCUUUGGAGGACACAGAAUUCUGUCCCAGGUCCAGCUGUUCUGCUGAAGCUUUGUUUAGGAAAGCUAUGGUGCUUCAUGAGAUGGGUCAAGUGGACGAGUCUCUCCAAGCCUUUCUGCACUGCCUGGCUGUUGAUGAGGAUUUCCCCUGUGCUAAGAGACAAGUGGAAAAGAUCUUGUGUGACCUACUCUCUCCGGCUGAUGAGAAUGUCAAGGUGGGCCUAAGGGAAACGACGCAAAACACAUUGCCUCACUUGCGCAGUAAAGUCCUUGAGGCUGAUGCCCAAGUUCAACCCCAGAGCCCGGUCCAAAGACAACACCAACACCAGGCCCGUGCUGCCUCUGCACACUAUCUGGACAACCAGGAGAAACGCUGGGAAAGUCUGGAGCGUCCUGGUCUGACCCGAGCUUUUUCGCUACGAGUGCACAGCUCUAGUGGUGGUGAGGGGCUUAAGAGAGUUUGCUCUGCUCCUCAACUAGGGGACCAAGACAAGGGCAGUUUACUGAAGAGGAAGCUGUCAGUGUCAGACACUGAACCCUGUGUCGUUUCAAGUGGAAGUAGCAAGUAUAAAAAAGGUGUGGCAAAAGGCUCCAAACAACAGAACACCAAAUCUAAAACCAGCAGAAAUGUUCCUAAAAAUCUGCUGGACCCCAAUGACUUGGAGUGUUCUCUCUGCAUGAGAUUAUUUUAUGAGCCUGUGACGGCACCAUGUGGCCACACCUUCUGUAAAAACUGCCUGGAACGCUGCUUGGACCACACACCCCAGUGUCCCCUCUGUAAAGAGAGUCUGAAAGAGUAUCUAGCAUGUAGGAAGUACAUGGUGACUACUGUCUUGGACACACUGAUCAAACAGUAUUUGAGUCAGGAAUAUGCAGAGAGAACUAAAACUCAUCUGGAGGAGACCAGAGAGCUUUCCGACCUGACGAAGAAUGUGCCUAUCUUUGUGUGUACCAUGGCUUAUCCCACUGUGCCUUGUCCUCUGCAUGUCUUUGAGCCACGUUACCGCCUCAUGAUUCGCCGCUGCAUGGACACGGGCACGCGGCAGUUUGGGAUGUGCAUCAGUGACUCCCAGAAGGGGUUUGUGGAUUAUGGCUGCAUGCUGAUCAUUAGGAGUGUCCAUUUCCUCCCUGAUGGACGUUCAGUAGUGGACACGAUCGGAGGAAAACGCUUCCGGGUCCUGUCUCGAGGAAUGAAAGAUGGUUACAGCACUGCUGACAUUGAGCAUUUGGAGGAUAGCAGGGUGGAGGACAGCAAUGAACUCGAGAGACUACAAGAACUGCAUGAUGCUGUGUAUGAACAGGCCCGGGUUUGGUUCCAGAACCUCAAGGUCCACUUCCACAACCAGAUCCUGCUGCACUUUGGACCAAUGCCAGACCGAGAAGCUGACAUCCAGGCAACUCCAAAUGGUCCAGCCUGCUGCUGGUGGCUGCUGGCUGUUCUACCUAUUGACCCUCGGUACCAGCUCUCUGUCCUCUCCAUGACCAGCCUCAAAGAACGCCUGGUGAAGAUCCAGCAGAUCCUCACAUAUCUGCAGAGCAUCCCCAACAACUAGAGCUUCCCCACAACCAACGUCCUUCGGACUGUGAAGUCACAUUUAAGAAACAAUUUCUAUCAACAUCCCACCAAUCGUUGUUUCUACUGAUAGCUGAUCCGGUUAUUUUUCUUUUUACGGCCUCAAGACCCCAAAAUAUACAGUUAUGUCUUUAAAACAUACAAAAGAUUACUGCAAAGCACCAACAUCCUGACCUGUGGAUCAUUAAAACCAGAUUUAUGGCCAAACCACCUCAGGGAUACCUGCAGUGAUACAUUUUUUUUUUUUUUUUUGUCAUUAUUAAAAAUAAUUUUUUAAGAAGAGAGAGAUAUUAUAGCACUAUUUUCUCUUGCUCUUGUUCUUAAUGCAGUUAAUUUUCAAGAGAACUUCCUGAAUGAUUGUUGAGAAAUUAGAAGAGCGGUUGCAAUUACACUUGGUAAUGUUUUGUUGAUACUAUUGAGAAUGACAAAGAGUAGUGUCUCUUAACAAUCACUUUUUAGUGUCACUAUUUUCUGAUUCAUACGAAUGGAACUGGGGUGAAAUGAGUUGAAUCUGUUUCUGUUUUUGUAUCAUAUCUGGUGAGACCAGUGGAAGGAAGUAUUCUGGUUUUGUCUGCUGGCCGUAAGACUUGUUCAUAUGUUUAUAUAGGGGAGAAAUGGAGCGAUUCUGUGAAAUGAAAUCCUAAAUGCUGAAAGUCCAAAAAGGAAAAGCAAGAUAAUAACUACACUAAUUCUACAGCCUUUAACAGACACGGAUAGAUGCUUGAAGAUGUCAUCCAGUCGAGUUUAGAGGAACCAUGUGAAUAGAAAAAUGCAAAACCAAGUGCAACUACAGGCUGGUUUAAGUGUAUCAAACAUUGAUGAAAGUAUUAUUCUCGUCUGAGCAUCAAGUUUUCUUCCUACUGACUUUUCUUUUCAGUUAUUCACCACCCACAAGUUCCAUCUCUGCCACUACUGAGUGUCAAAGGACUUUGAAAGAAAGAGAUGAUCUGUGUUUGCUUCCAUCUUUUUUACUUUUGAGUUUCUUCUUGGUUCUCAUGCAAAGGUUUUCCGCUUUGUUCUUCCUAACAUGAGUUUAGAGGAACCUGUGGCCAAUAAACUCAUUGUUUUUCUGUCUUUCAACACUUCUUCCUAUGAUGGCCCCAGGGUCGACCCUGUCUUCUCUUCUCUUGUUGGCUCACACUGUAUCUUACCUUUAUCUCGUCUGUAACUUGUCUCUCCUGAAAACCAAAAAAUCUGCUUCCCAUUGAGUUCAUUGGAACGGGAUUAAUUUAUCAGUAAAAAAAACAUGUUUGUACAUUCUGACCUUGAGUUUGUGUUAGAUAAUAUAAGUGGGUCUUGCAAUAUAAUGACAAAUCAAAACCAGAAAAAAUGGCAUGUAUACAGCAAAUGGGUUAGCAUCAUUCUUCAUUACAAGCUGCUCUCUGUUUGCUUGGAGGAGAGAGGACGGUACCUGCAGCAUUUCAGUCAGGUGGCUGCAUUUGCCUUACACCAUUUUGCAUUGUGAGUUUAUUAACGCGAUGCAUUUGCUCGGUUACCAUUCCCUUUUUUCGCCAUAGCAUGAAGUAUGUUUUAAUUGUAUUUUUUUCCCGUUAUUUUAAGCUACCAUGUGUUCAUAUCUGUAAGAAAUUGGAAAAAAAAAAAACUCGUCGAGACUUCUUUGUAAGUUGUAUGUAAACCAUUUGUACAAAGGCUUUUUGGGCAUAUCUUUCUUUUUGCUCAAAUGUUUUAAGUUAUCGAUUUUCAAUUAAAAAAUGCACUUUUUUUCAA
Messenger RNA from Amphiprion ocellaris (clown anemonefish), 4105 nucleotides. RefSeq names its product LON peptidase N-terminal domain and ring finger 1, like (gene lonrf1). Bases 126 to 2357 code for a protein of 743 amino acids. Gene Ontology annotation, molecular function: protein binding. The transcript is spliced from 12 exons. The record is from RefSeq and is a predicted model, not a curated record. NCBI's taxonomy places the organism in Eukaryota, Metazoa, Chordata, Actinopteri, Pomacentridae.